Pogonomyrmex barbatus (red harvester ant) is the source of this 909-nucleotide messenger RNA. RefSeq lists its product as uncharacterized. The record is from RefSeq and is a predicted model, not a curated record. NCBI's taxonomy places the organism in Eukaryota, Metazoa, Arthropoda, Insecta, Hymenoptera, Formicidae. Gene Ontology annotation, biological process: sensory perception of taste. Gene Ontology annotation, cellular component: membrane.
ACAUAUUUUCUGUCGCUCAAUACUUGCUAGUCAAAUGGUAUCCUACAUAUUUUCCGCAAAGUUUUUGAGGAUCAACGAAGAGAAAGUAAAAUUAUUUCUUCUCGUGAAGUGUAUUGAAAUAUAUUCAUGUUUCGUACAAGAUGUAAUUCGAAUUUAUAUUUUAUAUUGGUAAUUCGAAAACUAUGACAACGAUACAAAUAGUACUGGCACCAUUAUUGAUCAUCGGUUCGUUCUGCAGGUUUAUUUCGAAUAUCCUCUUGGACAACCUAGACCAUAUAUUACUUGUCUGUAUUUCUUAAUCACAUGGAGCUUUUUUGUAUAUAUUUUUUACUAUUUAGUUUAUACUAGUUAUACUCUAUUUCUAUUCAUGUCCUGGCCUAGUGUGAUAAUAAUGAUCACAGCGAUUAUAUCAAUGCUUAUUAGCUUGUUUCGUUUCAAGGAAUUAAAAAUGUGUUUACAUAAACUGUCUAUAGUGGAUGAUACAUUGGAAAUACUGGGAAUGCCAAAAGAAUACCAACGAUUACAUAAUUGGAUAAUUCGAACAAUAAUAGGAUGGAUUUUAUUAUCACUUCUUUUAAACAUGUUUGAUAGUUUUUGGUUAAACUACGAAUAUUUCAGCAUCACUCGUAUCUUUGUUCCAUUUGUAGGAAAUCAUUUGCUCCAUGUUAAUACUCUUAAUGGUUUGAUAUGGGGAACUAUUUUAGGAUACACAGGUUCUAGAUUUCAGCGAGUUAACGAUUAUAUUCAUAUACUUUACUCUGAUUUAUAUAAAAAUAAUACAGAAUAUAUCAUAGAACAAGAUAGACUUACCUUAGUCAAUCAGCAAAAAAUGAAAGCCAAGGAAUACAAACAAUAUAUGUGGAUUAUAAUGUAAAUUUUUUAAAGAAUUUUAUAUACAAAUAUACAAAU